Molecule: messenger RNA, 2875 nt
Organism: Sinocyclocheilus grahami
Lineage: Eukaryota; Metazoa; Chordata; Actinopteri; Cypriniformes; Cyprinidae
Product: cytosolic phospholipase A2 gamma-like
Exons: 14
Coding region: 85-1443 (452 amino acids)
Biological process (GO): glycerophospholipid catabolic process
Cellular component (GO): nucleoplasm; nuclear envelope; cytosol
Molecular function (GO): calcium ion binding; calcium-dependent phospholipid binding
Source: RefSeq, a predicted model, not a curated record
AUCAAUACUUCUGUCACCAACGUGACUCGGAGUGACCAACUGAAUGGGAGGUCCUAACUCAAUGCGAACCAACUAGUGUUUUCCAUGACAAAGAUGAUGAGUGCAUCCAAACCCCAGGAAAGCAGUGAGGUGAGAUUCGGACACUCUCUGAAUAAGGAGGAGGAAGAGUUUGUAGCCAGAAGGAAAAACACAGUUCUGCAAUGCCUGCAGAAGUUGAAUAUACACUGCAGUCAGGAUAAAGUGCCAAACAUUGCAUUACUGGGUUCUGGAGGAGGACAAAGAGCCAUGGUGGGUUUGCUGGAAUGCCUGGUUCAGCUUGAUAAAGCGGGUCUUCUGGACUGCAUCCUUUAUCUGAGCGGAGUCUCUGGAUCCACCUGGUACGAACCCUGUCAUGAAGCUGGUUAUUCCCUCUCUGGAGCGUUUGUGGAGACCUGCAACUUCGGCAGCCAGUUUGACAACGGCUCAAAGAAAAAACACCAGCCUGAAAUAGACAUGCUGUACCUGCAAGCUAUGUGCAGCAGUGCUUUAGCUGAUGGAGAGGCGACCUGGAAAUGGAUAAAAGCUAUUUCAGUACCUGAAAUAAAAUCGGUAUUCGACAAAAUGGAGCAAGAUCAAUCCGGAGGAAACGCCUCGAGAACCACUCAGGAGCCUGUCGGUGAAGACGAAUGUUACCAGGAGCUCUUGAACCCUGUGGACGCUGAGACGCUGACCCUUGAGCAGUCCUCCAGAACAAAGCUGACCGACUUCUCUGGAGGCCAAAGGCAGCUGAUUCAUCAAUUAGAAAAACUGAACGAUGAUAAAGCUGCUGGUAAAAAAGCAGCAAAACAAUACGUGAUGCAGUACACCGUGGAUGUAUGCAACUAUUUUGAGCUCAAGCUCAAUUUCUGGCCAUUUGGUAGGAGCAUUUGUAAAUGCAUUGCUCAGUGGAUCUGGGGCAGGCAUUAUAACUUCCUCCACAACAUGACAGAUGAUGCAGUGCCUGCCGCUCUUCUGGAAAGUGAGACGAGAGACUAUAUAGACGCCGGACUGCUGCUGAACUCACCCUACUUCUCAGUGCUGAGAGAAGAACGGGACAUUGACCUCAUCAUUUCCCUGGAUUUCAGUGAAAGGGAUCCUUUCAUGACAGUAUUGCAAACCGCUGAGACAUGCAGGAAACAAAACAUCCCUUUCCCUGAAGUCAACAUUCCCAGUGAAGACUUGAAGAAACCGAAGGACUUCUAUGUGUUCAAAGGCCAAAACGCUCCAACCGUGAUUCACAUCCCUCUGUUUAAUGUGGUCAACUGUGGAGGUAAGCCUGGUGAUUGGAGGAAGAAAUAUGGCAUCUUAAAAGGCCCUUACAGCGCUGAGAUGAUCACUGAAGUUAUGGGGGUCGCUGGAAAAAACAUCUCAAACAACAGAGAGAAACUGCUGGAGCAGAUCCGUGCAGUCGCUGAGGCUAAAUGAUUCCAGGCACAAAUACGACAAUAUUACAAGUCGUCAAGAAAUUGAAAUUCAGUCUGUUUUCUAAAUGCAUUUUGGUCUUAUUGUAAAUUAUUCAUGCUCUGGUGAAACGGCAGAUUCUCUCAGGUGAUGCGGGAUGUGUGGCAUUAUAGUCAUGUUUGGACUUUAUUUGUUUAUUAUUAGCCUUCCGUUUCUUCAUUGUUUGACCUUCAUAAGCAAUAAAGAGCCGAUCAUUAAUAAUCACAUCAACCAUAACACAAACUGGAUUUCUGCUGAUUAAAAUAUGUAUUGCUUUGCUUCUGUUCCAAUGAAUUAAUAAACUGUUUUCUAAAAACAAGGCUUUGUCCUGGUCAUUUAAUAUCAUUCAGCAAACAGCACAAAUGCCAGUCUUUUGCAGAGAACAUCAGCUUGUUCUUCCAGUGCAAAAACUGAAUCUUGCUGAUAAAGAAGCAGAAAAACUCGACACAAUACAACAUGCGACUACUUGAGUAGUUGGUUCAUUUUUUGGCCAUUCGUAAUCAGUAGGUUGAACUGUCUAAUACUGUAUGUGCUUGAUUUUUGGUUUUCUAGCUAUAAACCAUACAGUCAGAACCAAUCAUGCUUUUACAGUCAGGGGAGCCCAAUCCUUUUACUGGAGAAUUACUUUCCUGCAAAGCCCAGCUCCAACACUGAUCACAUACAAAAAGUUGUUUUUUUUCAGUCUCAUUAGGCCUAAAUCAUCAUGACUUUUUCUGUACAAUGUGAUCUGUGUGACAGUAGAGGAUGCAGUCUGCUAUUAAUAACUAAAAUAUUGUAUUGCUGUUAAAUAUUACAAUAUUAAUUUACUGUUCUUAGAAUUUUCAUUAUAAAACUGCUAAGAUUUGGUGCAGCAUAGCUAACUUUGGAAUUGGUCAAUUCAAAGUUUGUUCCAGUAUUAACAUUUUAUCACUUUAGACAGAACAUAGGGUGAUUAAUUUCACAAUCAAGAUUUUUCUUUUCUUUUAAGCAGUUAAAUUGCCAUUUAGAAAUGUCUGACACAAAGUAUUUCGUUAAGAGUUUAGAAAUGUCAAUGACAAAUCCAAAGCAAACAUAACCUUUAACAGGUUCCUAUUAUGCUUUUUCAGCUUUAGUGCGUGAUGUUGCUGUUUGAGCAUAAAGAUCUGCAAGGUUACAGAGCUCAAAUUCCACUAGCGUGCGUUCACACUUGUAGUUCGGUUCUCUUGGUCCACACCAAAAAAAUUAAGCUAUACCUUUGGUCCCAGUCCGCUUAGCGCUCACACUGGCAUUUUUGACAGCGAACCCAAAGAUAAAGAUACUGAACCUGAAGGCAUAGUCAUACUUGGACACCCUGAGCCAGCUAACCAAUCAGCUCACAUUUUGUGGUUCAGAAGGAGGGGCUGCAUCGAAACCGGCCAUUUGAGAGACUAGUAAGAGAGGCUCUGCAAUAAUGUAAAAU